Molecule: messenger RNA, 2136 nt
Organism: Sclerotinia borealis F-4128
Lineage: Eukaryota; Fungi; Ascomycota; Leotiomycetes; Helotiales; Sclerotiniaceae
Source: the annotation of a GenBank genome assembly
AUGCAAUCUCCGCGACGAAUUUCUCGACCGGCAUCGGCAGGGAGUGGAAGUACCUUUGAUUCGAAACCUCGAAGUCCCUUAAGUACCAGUUCUUCAAUCGACGAUAUAUCGAGCAUAGCUAGUGAUAUAUCCUCGGUAUCCAACAAUUUCUCCAUUAAAUCGUUAUCAAGAAGUUCAGUUCAUGGACCCACUAGAUCCCAGACAGAUCCUAUCUACAAUCGAUACGAUGUUGAGCCCAGACCACCAGUUCAAAUGACCUUCCUCGAGCCCCAAAGACUGAGGCAAGAACCUAUAGCUAUAUCUCGGACGACAUUUGUUUCGCAGCCAUCUUUGGGAGAGGGACUCCUUAAACUUCCCGAGGAAAUCCUUUUAGUUAUUCUGCGGGAGCUCAAGAAAUCACAUUUGAACGCGAAAAGCCUAAGUUGUGCAACAUGUUGGAUGAGAGAUUUGCAUAGUCUUGGAUUGAGCAACAAAAAAUGGUGGAGUGCUGCGAGGGUCAUAUUAUAUGAAGACAUUCAACUCGUUGGGAGUGAUUCGGUUUUACAUACGAAAAAGAAGUACAAAUCGAAAUAUGGAACUAGACUAAGACUUCUUCGACGAACCCUUCGAAGCCAGCCAGAACUUGCCAAAUAUGUCAAAUCGCUGAAAGUACCUUCACUACCAGAAUCAGCUAAAACGAAACAGGAACAGGAUGAAUAUUGGGAUUUAGUGGCUUCAGUGAUAAUGGCAUGCCCAAACUUGGAACGUGUGCCGGGAAUUUAUCAACCAUACGACCAUGAAUUUACACGAUUCUUCCAUGCCCUGGGGACACGAUCGAAACUCAUCGAGAAAGUCUGGAUUAUCGAACCGAGCGCCAUACGGCGUCUAUACAACGCUUCUGAGGAAGCCGAAACCCCUGUGAUUGUCCCAGGUCCCUUGCGCCCUGAACAAUACCUGGAUUUCUUGGGCCUUAACUCGAAUUGGCCCCAUUUGCAAACACUCGUUCUUCAUUGUAGCCCCGGUGGCAUGAUAGAUUCAUCUUUAUUCACAGACAUAUUCCAACGCCUUCCAUCUCUUCAGGAUUUAUAUAUAUCGAACUUCCCACGUACAUCUUUUAAUGAUGAGAAUCUGGUUUCUCUCCCAGCUCUCAAAAAUCUUCGGCUCGAAUCACUUCCAGGCAUAACCUCAAAUGGAUUAUCAGCCUAUGCUUCAUUGCCUAGUUCCGCCACUUUGAUCUCGCUAUCUUUGAUAUCGUUACCACUUCGAUCACUCGCCAUUUUGGCUCGAAUUUUCACUCAUCUGAAGAAUCUCAAAUCGUUCUCCUUAUCUCAAGGCCCUUCCCCUAUGCUCAAUGACCAGAAUGACAUUUUCUUACAUCCUUAUCUUGCAUCAUCUACACUCGAACGUCUCCACUGGGAAAUCACGAAUUCUGACGACGGUAAAGCUGCUGAAAUCCUUGCUAAAUCGAUCACUUUCUCCGGUUUUCCCAGUCUCAGGUCUGUUCGUGCCCCAACCGAUUCCAACGGAUUGCUACAAAGGUUAUGUAAACCAAAGGCAAGAAUCGAGUUGCCUGGGGAUAAAUAUCGAAAUUUGGGAACUAGCAAUAUUCCAAAUCGAGCGUUGACUAUGCCUGCCAGUAUACCUGUUAUGUCUCCGUCCAAUCGUCAAUCGGUAUUCUCUCGACAGAGCGAGCGUCGUGACAGUAUAAUGACCGGAAAGUCUUCAAAUUCAUCAUCAUUAUCUCUUGCAUAUGAGUCUGCUAUAGAUGGCAGCGGUAGACAUGAGACGAUGAGUCUAUUGAAUGCUAGGCAAGCAGCACAACUUCGGAUUGAUACUGCAACAACGCCACAAUUUGAUAUCAUAAUCUGGAACGAUGAGGGACAAUUCGUCGAGAGGUUCAAGCUGGGAACAUUCAUUGGGAAAGCGGAGAGUAAGGUGGUAUACAACUUGAAGCCGGAUUUUGCAGGCAGCGAUGAAUCAAUCAUGAGUAUCGAAACACUCUUGGAGAAAGGAGGAGAGUUGGGAUCUAAUGAUGGUUGUACGGGGAGCUGGAGUAUAGAUUUAGAUACAAAGUCGAAAGAUAGAAAGAAGAGAGAUUGGUGGGGGCAUACUGAAAGGGAAAGGUGGAGGGAGAUAAAAUUGGCUACUUUCUUUUAG